Messenger RNA from Malaclemys terrapin pileata, 2721 nucleotides. It is a transcript of the gene FSIP2, whose product is annotated as fibrous sheath interacting protein 2. The transcript has 3 exons. The record is from RefSeq and is a predicted model, not a curated record. Bases 1 to 2721 code for a protein of 906 amino acids. Lineage: Eukaryota; Metazoa; Chordata; Testudines; Emydidae.
AUGUUAAAUGAGUGUUCAAAGUCUCAAGUCAAGGAGCUGCCACUGUUGGAAAGUCCGGGCCCCCCACCACAGGUUAGCACAUUGGCUACUAAAAUUAUUCACUCCAGUUUAUGUGACAUUUUGAAAGAAUGUGAUUCUGAAGCCUCAGAUUAUACAGACAUUAAAAGUGACCACAGUGCUUCAGUAGAAACAUUAGCUACUUCAAUAAGGAGAGAAGUUAUUGAUUACCAAUUUCAGGGACCAUUGGCAAAAGCAUCAUCUUCUACUAUAUUUAAGCCUCUAGAAUCUGGGUUAAUUUCUGAAGAGGUUUUACAGAAGGCCAACAAACUCAGCACACAAUGCCAGACUUCCACCACACAUACUAUUAGGGUACCACGUGGAUUUUUAGAAGAUAUAAUUACCAAACUGUUAUCUAAAAUUCUCCCUGAACACUCCAACAUGUCUUCCUCUGCAGAAAAGGAAAAUCAGAUUGCAGAAUUUGACUUUAAUCACAUGAAGCUAGUAAGUAAGGUUAUGACAGAAAUCUCUAAAGAUCAGAAUUUGAUUAUUCAGUAUGUUAAAUGUUUGCAUCGAGAUGGCGAUGCCAUUAUUCAAACAGUCGUAGAAUCCGUGUACAAUAAGCUUUUGCCACAGUUUGGAUCCCAAUUAACAAUACAGAAGUGUUUAAAAAGUGGGUGCACAAUUCUUUCUGAAGCAAUAGCUGGCUUGGUAUUAAGAGAGAUCUCAAGGAAUCAAUUGCAGAACUUUUUUUCUGGAGAAUUAACACCUCACCAAUGUGCUGAAGCGGACAAUGUUGUUGAAGAUAUGCUUAGAGAUCUCACCGAACCCUUGGAUCACACAAACCCCAUAACAUCAGAUAUUAGUGAAUUAUCUUCUCUCAUCAUAGAAGAACUGUCAGCUAAACUUUUACAUAAACUCUUGUCCAUAUUUCCCAUUUUGGACUUAGAUGCACAAAAUAUUUCUUCAGUGAAGGAUGUAACUUCCAAAAUAAUGAAUUCACUGCAAGUGCUCCUUUCAAAAAAUCAGAUAAAGAUUAGUGAAAAUAUCAAUGAACCAGACUCUUUACAAGAAGAAGACAGCAAAGCUACUGGAGAUGUUGUCAAUUCUGUUUAUAUGCGCAUUUUGAAACAAUCUGACUCUGAUGUUUCUAUUCACAAAGAUCUAACAAACAAGAAUGAUGUUUUAGCUAAUAGAAUAGCUUCUUUAAUGGUAAGUGAUACUUCUAAACAUGAAUUUCAACCCAUUUCGGAGGAAGAGCCACCACCCAGUUCACCUUUAAUGCUGGAGGCUGUCAAUAUUAUUAAAAAGAUUCUUACCAAUAUAGAGAUGCCGAAACAUCCCUUGGCAUCACAUAUCCCUGUGUUACCAGUAAUGUUUGUGGAAGAAAUAUUAAGUAGAUUCUUGUCUAAAAUCUUAAAGUCAACUCACAGCAGAAGCCCAGAAAAAAGAAGUUUAUCAAAGACUGAAGUGAAUGAAGUUGCUGGGAAGCUGAAACAGUCCAUGGAAAAACUAAUGUCCAAAAAUAAAAUCAGUCUUGUAGAAGCAGCAGGUGAUAUGGCAAAUCCAGAACACAACGAGACUCUUAAUCAAGUGGCUCAUGCUAUUUACAAUAAUGUCCUGCAAAAAUCUGGAUCUCAGCAAGACUUUUAUGAUAAUGUAACAAGUUCCAGAACAAAUUUUCCUCAACAAGUAGCUAGUAUAAUAAUUAACGAAAUCUCUAAUUGCCAUCUAGCACUUGCUUUUAAAGACAAUCCACCGAUGGUCAGCCAGAGCGCUAUAGCACUUGACAGAAUUGUUGACAGAGUCCAUGCACAAAUUUCCCUUCAUACAGUGCCUGCACCAGAAUGUUCAAUCAGAGAUGAAAAUGCAAAUGAGCGACCAACAGAAACCAGGCUACCCAUUAAAAUAAUCCCUUAUAUUGGAAAUAAAGCAUUACAAAUAGAUCCGGACAUUGUGUCAGAACAUUUAGCAGUUAUUUCCAUAAAAACAGAGCCUCUUGAGGAGCUGAAAAAAGCAUGCUUCGCUUACACUGGACUGAGUAUAGCAGACCUGAGAAGAGCAUCAGUGGCUGGGAAGAGUCCUGCAGCUGAAACUAGUGGAGCUGAAGAAAAGAGAAAAAGAGAAAGACGUCCCUCUCUGGAUGUGUCAGGACGGCUGGAUGUAAAACCAAAGGAGCCUGUCAGCAGAAAUUCAUUCUGGGACAUGUUUAAACCUGACAUAGCUAAAGUGGAACUUUUAAAAGAUGUAGAGAACCAGCAGGAUCUUAUCAUGCGACUAGUAACCCAUGAUAUUGAGGCAAAGGUGAAGCAGCGAGAAGAGGAGGAAGAGGCAGCUUUUGAACAAAUUUUAAAAGUAGAAUCCUCUUUGAUUUUUGAGAACCAAUCACCCCCAGACACAGCAGGGAGAGAGGACAUGGCGUCUGCUCGUCCAUUGGAGAAGCAGCGAUAUGAGAGUGAAGCCUCAUUGCCAGAAGUCAGGCCAAGCACUAGCAGCCAGAAGAAAUUUCUGUCUUUGAGCAAGUGUUGCCAAGCCUUGUCAAACUCGAUUCCUGAUGAUAUUGAAGAUAUCGUCAGAGAAAUAAAAGAUGACCAGAAUAAUCUGAGCCUUCUCCCUUCGGCUAGUACACAGGAUAAUUUAAUUGCCGCCCCAUCAACUGGGAAAGAGGCUCAAUACAAGGUCAUUUCAACCAUCAAGCUGAAAGUGUUCAACACGGGCGGGUAA